CAAAGUAGGGGCAGCGGGUGACGGUACGAUGGCUGCGCAGCGGCUGGGCAAGCGCGUGCUGAGCAAGCUGCAGUCCCCGUCGCGGGCCCGCGGCCCGGGGGGCAGCCCCAGCGGGCUGCAGAAGCGGCACGCGCGAGUCACGGUCAAGUACGACCGACGGGAGCUGCAGCGACGGCUGGACGUGGAGAAGUGGAUCGACGGAUGCUUGGAGGAGCUGUACCGCGGCAGGGAGUCAGACAUGCCGGACGAGGUCAACAUCGAUGAGCUAUUGGAAUUGGACAGUGAAGAGGAAAGAUGCCGGAAAAUCCAGGGACUUCUGGAGGCUUGUGCAAAUCCCACAGAGCUCCUAGAUGCCAGAGGGACAAACGUCACCGCCUGUCAGUCGGCCUGGAGCUGGCUCAGACCUGGUCUCUGGGGACUGUCUCUCAGCCUGAGAAACAUCUCCCUCUUCCAUCUGAGCCUGUGUCUCUCUCGGAUCAGGGUCUUUGUCUCUCUCCAUCUCUAUUUUUUAUUUGACUUUAUUUUAAGUGGAUAAGUGUUUUGUCUGCAUGUAUGCCUGUGCACCACACAUGCCUGGUGCCCAUGAAGGCCAGAAGAGGGCUCAGAUCCAUUGGAGCUGGUGUUACAGACAGUUGUGAGCUGCCAUGUGGCUGCUGGGAACCGAACUCGGAUCCUCUGGAAGAGCAGCCACUGCUCUUAACCACAGAGCAACCACAGAGCUGCCUUUUCACACCCCUCCCCCUUUUUCUUGAGAUAAGUACUCAGUGUGUAAAUUCAUAGCAAUCCUCCUGCCUCCAGUAGAACUAUUGACCCAGGGAGUAAUUUCAGCUUCCUCCAAUCUUUCUACCUGCCCCUGCCCUUUUCUCUUGCCUAUCUUAGGCUCCAUUCCCGCCCUGUUUGGCCCCAGAUCCCACUUCGAAUAAGCUGUUGCCCAAAGAGACACAGGCCUUGGGGUGGGAGGCCUCUCUCCUGCUCUGUUCUCAGAAUCCCACUCUGUCUGUAGGACUUCGUCCAGGAGCUACUGGCCAAGCUUCGGGGCCUGCACAAACAGCCGGGCUUCCCGCAGCCCAGCCCCUCAGAUGACCCCAGCCUGAGCCCCCGCCAGGACCGGGCCCACACUGCCCCACCCUGACUGCGCCCGCCUCUGCGCUCCACCCCCAAAGCCCAGAUUGUUUCUAAGUUGUAUUUAAUGGUUCUGUAACUGCC
Messenger RNA from Mus musculus (house mouse), 1206 nucleotides. It is a transcript of the gene Ppp1r14a, whose product is annotated as protein phosphatase 1, regulatory inhibitor subunit 14A. The transcript is spliced from 4 exons. NCBI's taxonomy places the organism in Eukaryota, Metazoa, Chordata, Mammalia, Rodentia, Muridae. The coding region runs from base 29 to 535 and encodes 168 amino acids. Gene Ontology annotation, cellular component: nucleoplasm; cytoplasm. The record is from RefSeq and is marked validated.